Sus scrofa (pig) is the source of this 18713-nucleotide messenger RNA. The record is from RefSeq and is a predicted model, not a curated record. NCBI's taxonomy places the organism in Eukaryota, Metazoa, Chordata, Mammalia, Artiodactyla, Suidae.
CACCUGCAGCAUAUGGAGGUUUCCAGGCUAGGGGUCCAAUUGGAGCUGCGGCUACUAGCCUAUGCCACAGCCACAGCAACGCUGGAUCUGAGCCGUGUCUGUGACCUACACCACAGCUCACGGCAAUGCCAGAUCCUUAACCCAUUGAGCAAGGCCUGGGAUUGAAUCUGCGUCCUCAUGGACACUAGUUGGGUUGGUUAACCACUGAGCCAUGAUGGGAACUCCUGUUAUCUUCUUUAGAGUAAGACAAACAGUCAAAACUUUAAAAAAUGGUUUGAGUAAAAGACUUGCCUUGUUAGUAGCUUGAUUUUGUAAAAAGAUGCGAGUGAUCUGUACAUAAUUUUAAAGUCAUCAAAAAUGUGAUAAAAAUGGAGAAGCAUACUGGAUAUGCUAGAUUGGAGAGGAGGAAUUCUCUUUUUAUGGUGAGACAGAAGAAACCAGUACCUUAAAAUGGCAACUAGAUAGUAUUUCUUCUUUAUUUUUGUUUAUAUUUCUUUGAUGCUAAUAUUUGAUGAAUAGGGGCUAGAGAAUAGAUGCAGAUUUUUGAAUCAGGGUUUUUGGAUGGUCUUAGAUACCUAUCACCCCAAGGAACAUGAUAUCUAUAAAAUAUCAAAUCUCAAUGUCAUUGGGAAAUGAUGCCAGAUUGCCACCAAAUGAUACCAGAGAAAGUUCUGCUCACUCACUGUACUUGCUCAAUGGGAAUAUUAGUCAAUGUUUAGGGAAAAUGCAUAGUUUUGAAUAUAGAUCCCCAUUCAACAGAGAUACGUGUUCAGCUAAAAAUCUUGUGAUACAGUCAAUCAUUAUUUUUUCUCUUCAUAACAAUUGAUGAUCACAUACCUCUUCUCAACAUCUAUGCAAGUCUAUGGAAAGACUGCAAGAGAUACAAUGCAUACACUUCUUAGCUACAUUCACCAUGUUCCAUGUGCAUACUAGAUUUUAUAAAAGAGGAUGGGUGUAGUGUACUACUGGAGAGAACUUUUCCAAACUAUGGCAAUGUUCCUCUAGGUGAAACCAAAAAUGCUUUUGCUAUGAUGAUACUUUCCAAUAUAUCAAUCAAUCUCUCAGAAACAAAUAUUCCAAGUAAAUAUAUCUCUUCAUUUAUCAGUUGACACUAUUAUGAAGUUACCAUUAUAAUUAAUUAAAAAUCAGCAUAAACACUUUAAGAGCUGUUUGCUAUUGAACAUUUCUAAAGGCAGCAAUAAUAUUCUCAGGCUGUAUCUACUUCUUUAAAACAAAUACAUAGGGCUUUUAAGACAGGUCUAUUCUUAGAAGAGUUUUGCAGGUAAUUUCUCAAAGCAAGGAAGAAUUUGGGUUCUUAUGAUAAGCAAUGCAAAAAUACUCUGUAGAAAUUCUGGGAUGAAGAAAAGUAUCAAUUACAAACAAGAAGUGCAAAAUGUUUUUUUGAAGAGUUUAGCUUCUGUUGAAGUUCAUAUGGAGUUGUCUUUUUGGUUUAAACUGUCAUUAAAGUAAAUAAUUUGUUAUCCAAGAAUUGGUCUUAGGUAGUGGCACUGUCACUGGAGAUGGAGAUUUUUUUUUUUUUUUUUUUUUUUUUUUUUGCUUUUCUGUCUUUCUAGGGCCACAUCCGUGGCUUAUGGAGGUUCCGAGACUAGGGGUCCAAUUGGAGCUAUAGCUGCUGGCCUACACCACAGCCAUAGCAACUUGGGAUCCAAGCCGCAUCUGUGACCUACACUACAACUCAUGGCAACGCUGGAUUCUUAACCCACUGAGUAAGGCCAGGGAUCGAACCCGUGUCUUCAUGGAUGCUAGUUGGGUUCGUUAACCACUAAGACAUGAUGGGAACUCCGAGAUGGAGAUACUUUAAUGUGGCUUAAAAAUGACGGUGAAUUUGAUUAUUGUUGGAGAUAGACGUUGCAAGCGCCAAGUCUGGCAGGUGCACAGAUGGGGGAAAAAACAAAAGGGAAGGGCCCUGUAUAUUUCAGAAUAAAAUCCAUGAUAUUCUUUGUCCUAAAAGCAAAAUUUUCAUUAUUAAUUGGAAAUAACAUGCCUCGCCUCUUCAAUAUGCUACGUUAGGAAACAUUUAAAGAAAACAAUGUUAGUGGCUUUUAUUUGACUUAGGACAGAACUGUUAGCCACAAGUAUUUAAUAACCAUUCACACUGAGCACAAAAUAAUUCUUUUUGUUUCAUGAUACUUAGGUAGACCACUUUUACAGUUAAAGGGCUUAAUUAGUUUGCUCAUUUGUUCAUUCUAUCAGCAAAUGUUUGGUAUGCCUACUAUGUGCUGGGUUAUUUGGGAUACAGCAGUGAAUGUGGCAACAUGGUUUCCACAUGCUCUGAUUAUGGAAAUCUUCACAGAAGGGCUGAUUAUUAGUGAUUUGAACCUUUACAGUGUUUAUGUUGUUUAACAUGGUAUUUUCUCCUUAUUUCCAAUUAAAAGAAAAGGACCAGAAAAAAAAUCUUUUUCCUACUUAAAAAAGUUCAUUUAGUGUCUAUAAGAUAGGAGACAAUUUCAGAGACCAAAUGAUCAAAUAAGCAGAUUGGAAUAUACAUUUUAGUGCAAAUACUUUAACUUUCUUUAAGAGAUGUUGAGAUUUCUGUUCUAAACUACUGAUAUCAGACAAAAAGCUCAUAUACUGAUAGUUUGGUCCUUUAGAAUAGGGUCAGUUGAAAGUCCCUAAGGAAGAUAUUAGAGCAAAAUUUGUAUUAUAGCUUCCUAACUAUCUGGGGUGAAAGUUCAAGGUAUUUCUGUCUAAUCUGUCUAACAAAGAUAGUCAAUCACUGGAGGCUACAGCUAAGAGUGACAGUACUGUGCUUUUCACCUGGGUUGAGGAGACUGUAUAAUGGCAUUAAUCAUAACAACAAUGUCAUUUAUAUACCUAGUUAUAUACCUGGCUAUAUAACUAGAUUACCAGCUACUCAUUUGAUCCUAUGAUGACCCUACUUGAUAGGAAAGGCAGGUAUUCCCUGUUCAGCAGAUGGAAGAAGUAGGUUUUAGAUGUUCAGGGAAUCAGCCUAACUAAUGUGCUCUCUAAUGCAGUUUCAUAAAGUAAUUUCUCAAAUGAAGGACUAGAAAAAUUCUGAGUUUUCAACAUAAGUAACUCACAGUUCCAACUACUGUUUGAAGAUGGAAGCAGCCAACUGGAAACUCUGCUGAUAGCAGAGUUUCAGGCCUCCCACACCCCAUCCUCUUCUUGCCUCCAUUUCCCUUUUACAUAGUUGUCCAAUUCUUUCCUCUCACUCUCAAAAAAAUCAGUUUAGCUAUACUAAAAGAGGUGCUACUGCUUUUUUCUUCUUUUUAGGAAGGAAACAGUAUAGUAUAAUAGUAUACUCACCUACAUGGGAAUGCAAAUGGAAAUUUACAUUUCUGGUUAGUGCCACCAGCCUGGCAACAUAAAAAGCUGUCAAAUCAGAUUAGAUCAAUUGUGCACCCAGCCCAGAUACUGCUACUGGUAGAAGCAUAAGUGGACCCUUGAGAGGAACAGUUUAUCACAGGUAAGAGAAAAUAUUACAGGAAACAUAUCUCUAUGGGGGAAAAUGGUAAGCUGAGAUAUAUAUCUGUUAAGAUAUAUAGUUAGCUGAGAGCUUUAUAAAGAUAGGAGGAGCUGAAAAGAGCAGUCUUGAGUGAGUGAAGAAGGUUUUUCCAGUGGAUUUUAAGAGAGUAAACUGAACUGCUGGUAAUUGAGAUUCUGAAGGCACCAAUGUGUAGGGUAUCAUUCAUAGCUAGUACUGUUUGUUACUACUAAUGAACGUGACUUUAUUUCUUUCUUAUAUUUUUCCUGGAAUUUACUGUGUAUCUAUUUAAAGUUUAUUGUAAUUGUUUGGAGGCUACUUUUCUCUCAUGGCUUGGAAGGAAUGUCCUAGAUCUCCCUGAUGGAUCUGGGUCAGACUCUUUGACUAGGAAAGUAGAAUUCAGGGGAGGAUAGCAAUGUGGAUAAAGAGGCUGCUUCUGCGCUUCUUCUAGAAGCUGCUGCUCCAAGCACUGAAACAGAAAGAGACAGAGGCAGCUGCCUCUGAGCUAUGUAUUAAACUGCCAGGUUAUGACUUGGGACACUAACUCCUUGGUUUUCAGCUGCUCUGAACAUCUUUACACAUAGUUAUUUUAAGAACUUUUGCAUUUGAUCAGGGAGCAUGUGGGGUUAAGCCUUGUGUUUUCCAUUUCAGUUUUAGAUCCUAAGCAGGUGCAGUUAGUAGUUCAGAAUUUAAAAAAUUAUUAAUGUAUCCCUCCCCAACCAAUGCAAAAACAACUUUAUAUUAGGGGAAAAAUUAAUUGAGAUGGAGACUUGCUUCUCAAAUAAAAUUAAAAGUAGUUAGAACUUGAAUUUUUAAAAAAAAAUCACUAACAUUUUCCAUUAUAAUUCUUAUUUGACAAGUUCUGGUUAAAAAUAUGAAAGAAUAAAUAAAGUCACUUGGCUAGAAUUAGGACAAUAUAUAACUACUUGUGCUGAUGCCCAUUAACCUAACCCUAUAUUCUACUUAUUACAUUUGAAAUACUUCUGACAGGGACACUUUUGUAUAUUAGGGACAUUCAGGAUUAUCUGACAAUAUCAAAUAGUGAUUUACCACUUGAACUUUGAUAAUUAGUGAAAGGUAUCCUCUAAGACUCACCUCACUCCUUGAAGGGAUAGAAUUAAAACAAAAGUGAAGGCAAUAUAAAACAAAAAUUCUUUCUUUUCAAAACGUUUCAAGCUACGUACUUGCAAAUUCCCCUAAAAUUUAUACAGGUCAUCCUUGGUCUGUUCAAAUUCUUUAUCUCUAAUGGCCCACCACACACCCAUGAAUCCAAACCAGAGUUGUCCAUUCUCUUAGUUUAAAAGAUAACAUCUGUACUCUUCAGGAGAUUCUACAAAGGACGAGUGCUGGAAUUUGCUGCUUGGAUCCAACUCUGGAAAAAUAAAGCAGACAGGGUAACCAACUGUCCAAGUGCACCUGGGAUUGAAGGAUUUCCCAGGAUUCAGGACUUUUGGUGCUAAAAUCAGGACUGUCUUGGGAAAAUUGGGGCAGUGUGUCACCCUAGAUGGAGAAUAAACACCUGAAAUGAUCAAAUUAUACAGGUUUAUUGCUGUAGAGGAGUGAGGUAUAGAAACCAGAUGCCCUAAUUCUCAGUCUGCUACACUGUAUAUAUGGCAGACUCCUUGUUUAGGGAGAUGGGGGAAAAGGUUCGUUCACAAGAUUCAUCUGUUUAUGGAGUUCCACACUUCCUAACACAAGAGAAGAUCUGAAGGGACAAUAACAAAUGAUGAUCAUUUGCCAUCUUGAAGCUUGGGAAGUUCAAGCUUCCCAAUGGAUUGGCCCAGCUUCUCACUGAAGACAACCAAAACCAAGACCCAAGAGUAUACAGGUAUUCCAUUGUUACAUCUUUUUUUUUUAAGACUUUACAAGGGCAACGUGUAUGUGCUCACACAAAUUCAAGGGGAAAAAGUGCAUUGAGCAUACACUUCCACCAAAUCCUUGCUUCUCAAAGCUUAGUUGGCAGGUCAAGAGAUUACUUUGGGGUGUGUUAGAAGCCCAGAAUCUCAAGCUCCAUCCUAGAAUCAAAACCUGGAUUUGGAUAGAAGAUCCUAUGUAAAAGGCACACUAAACUGUGCUUGCCAACUACCUGCUGCAUAGGACAUAAUUUUGUUAUAGUCAAUCCAUUGUUUUUUUCUCCUUUUUUUUUUUGGUCUUUUUAGGGUCACAACUGAGUCAUAUGGAGGUUCCCAGGCUAGAGGUUGAAUUGGAGCUGCAGCUGCCGGCCUAGGCCACAGCCACAGCAACACAAGAUCCAAUCGGCACCUGUGGCCUACACCACAGCUUGUGGCAAUGCUGGAACCUUAACCCAUUGAGUGAGGCCAAGGAUCGAACCCUCAUGCUCAUGGAUACUAGUUGGGUUCGUUACCACGGAGCCUCGAUGGGAACCCUAGUCAAUCCAUUGUUGACUGCAAUAAAAAUGAAUCACUAGAAUGAUGAAAAUUUGCUGAGAUACUGCAGCAAGGCAAAGUUGCUAUAAAAGUUCCUAAAUACCUACUUUGAAUUUCUGACUUAUCCUGCAGCAGAUAAGUAACAGUUUACAGGCUGGCACAGGUCCGCAGAUCACACUCUAAGCAGCCUUGCACUAAAUGACAUAAGCAGCUUCACACUGCUGGUCAACACCUAAAGAGACCAAUGAACAUUCUGUAUACAUCAUUACUUGGUCAAGAUGAACUAUACAUUGCAGAGCUGGUCCCUGUAAAAAGGAUCACACUUCAACGUGGAGCCCAAAGAAAAGCCAUACUUUGUGGGGCUGAUUCUCAUAAUAGAAUGUCUAUAUGGCCCAAAUCUCACUAAAUACUGAUCAAAGGUAUUGAUACUGGUGGGAAGUAGUGUAUAAAAUCAGGUCUGAGUUAUGAAAGUGGAGAAGGGCAAAUUUUGUUGGUAGAGACUACAUGGAAGUUUUAUUUUUUUUCUGUUUCGAAGGUGGUUGGGGGAGAAAUAGAAAUGCUGGAUAUGAACUCUUGCAGCACCAGUUUUCAAGUUCCCAGAGGUCUAUUUUUAACUUGAUUUAUUUUGGGGUUGGCUCUACAUUAGAUGACACGUCCCAAUCUUUUCCUCUCCAAACCAGAGUAAAAAUGGCUACUGCUAUGAAUGUGUCUCCCCAAGAUUCAUACUGAAGUCCUAGCCCCCAAAGGUGACGGUAUUAGUAGAUGGGCCCUUUGGGAGGUGCUUAAGUCAUGAGAGUGAAGCCUUCAUGAAUGUCCUUAUAAAAAAGGUCCUAGAAAACGCCUAGCCCCUUCUACCAUGUGAGAAUAUAAGUCUGUGACCUAGAAGACAGCCCUCACUUAACCAUGCUGGCAGCCUGAUUUCAGACUUCUAGCCUACAAAAAUAUAAGCAAAACAUAUCUGCUGUUUAUAAGCUACUCAAUCAGUAGCUAAAACCACUUAGUUGUAUCUUAGCUGUGGUUAAGAUAGUUUUGAAAACUUUAAAGGGUGGGUAUGAGAAGAGAAGUUACUAGGGACUCCAUUCUAGAUUUGGUUGUGGUAAGAGAGAGUCAUAAAAAAUCAUACUUGCAAAUGUAGAUUGCAGUGUCUAUCUCUUCCUUCAAUGAUACUUGAAUUUUGAUGCUCUAAUCUCAUAACUAUCACCAACCUCAAAAUGUUAAGUAACAAUAUUUAUAGAAGCUUCACCUAAUUGCCCAAAACUGGGAAUAACAGAAAUGCCCUUCAACUCAUGAAUGGACAAUCAUAUGUUAUACAUUGUAUAGUAAUCCAUAUAAAGAAUUAGUAAUUGGUAUUAUUGAUAUGUACAACAAUGAAGAUGAACUUCAAAUGCAUAAUUAUGCUAAGUUAAAAAACCUAUACUCAAAAAAAGCUAAAUACUGAAUAGGUCAAUUUAUGUGACAUUGUGAAAAUGAAAAACUAAAGGGACACAAAACAGGUCAAUGGUUGCCAGCAGUUGGGACUAAGGGGAGGGGUCAGCUACGGAGGGGUCAGCUACAAAGUGGUGAGAGGAAACUUUGGGAUUGCUUUUUAUUUUUAUUGCAAUGGUGGUUACAUGAUUGUCCAGCAUAUUCUGCGCUGAUGUACUGGAGUUCUUGUAUAGAUUUUCAGUGGAAAAAAAAAAAGAAAUUUUAAGGUACUCAAAUAGACAAAGGAAAAAGAAUCUUUAAAAAAUAACUGAUGUGGUCCACUCCCCUCAUUUUAAAGAUGAAGAACUUAGGCCCAAGGAAGUUUUCCCAAGGUCUUAGAACUAGUCAGUGGCAGAGAAAUAUACCUUUUUUUCUGAGAUAUUCUAAUUCUGUGUGAUCUUCAAAAAGUUACUUAACCUCUCAAAGCUUUAAGUUUCCUCAAUCAUAAAAUGGAGAUAAUAAGUGUACUUGUGUUUUGGGGAGCAAUAAAUGAGAAAUAUAAAGUGUUAAGUACAGUUAGUGGCAAAUAAUAAGUGCUCAAUAAUUAGCUAUUAUUAUCAUUAUUAAUAAUUAGAAAAAAUCCUAGCAUGGUGUUAAAGAUUGGUCUAACAAAACUUAGUCUUGAAAAUGUCAUAUGCUAGGUCUUUCUGAGAAGCUGAUAAAUGUUACAAGACCCAGAAUAUAUAUAGACAAAAACCUUUGCAUCUUUUGGAGAGAAUUAAGAAGUCUUGGGCUUAAACUAUCAUCUAGAAACCAAGGAAACUGGCAUUUGAGUGAUAUGUUUUCUUUGGAAUCCUAAGAACCACCACUUUAGACACUACAUGCCCACAGAUAGGUAUGAAUUUAAAACGCCAAAUUUUGUGGGUUUGGCAUUAAAAAAUACCAGAAAGUUGAUUAUUAAAAGUAAACCACAAAUUUCCUUGAUCUAUGUUGAAGAAGUAGAAAUAUCCUUUUUCCUUCCUUGAGAUUCUCUACCCAUAAGCAAGUCACUACUUUUUUGCAAUCCUUUUGCUCUCUCCUCCCAUAAAAUUUAGAUUAUGUAAUGGAAGUUCCACACUCAAAAUGUGAUAAUUUAUGGGCCCACAGCCCAGAGGAUUCAGAGGAGACAAUGAAAUUCCUAAAUGUGUGCAAAUUAUUCCAGAAUGGGAAAUGACUCUUCCUGUGUAGCAGAAAUUAUUUAUGUAACACUACCUUGGGAGAAUGUUAAUGGUAGAGCAUUAAAUUACACCGUUUAAAACAAGGCACUUCUACAGGGUUUUAUAUCUUCUUUCCUAAUUUGGAAAGACAGCAUUUGUACACACAAAAGAGCAAGUUUUACUAUUUUACUGUUAAGUGGUUAGGUCAGGUUUCAGAAAGACUGUCUGACGCAUUAAAUACCUGCCAAUUGUGUGGAAGGAAAGCUCCAGUUAAACCAUGACAGAGUGGUGGAUCCAUCACUCUUAAAGUAAGCAAAGUAACCAGCAAAUUCCAAUACCAAAAAAGUGCCAAAAGAGGUCAUAAUGCCUACUGAAGGGAGAAAAACUUUACCUCAAAUUCACAUGCUCUUAGUAAUUUUCCCAGAUGGUAUCAUAAAACUGCAAUCAUGACCUAAGUAAUCUAAGUUAUUUCAGCAUGUAAUUCUAUUAUUAUGUUCCCAUCCACAUCUGGAUAGUUCAUUUGUAAAAGGCAAUUUCAGUUGAAAAAAGAACUCAAAAAGUUCAACUAGGUCUAGUGGAACUAAUCUGUAUAUAAACAAGGAUCUUUUUUUUUUUUUUUUUUUAAAGUAUGGAAGAACAUAAAGAUUUCACCUGUACUUACAGCAUUAAAACAGUAGUUCAGUUUGAACUGGUAGCCACAAAUUUACUUCUCUUGGCUCUGUCACAAAAUCCAUAAGAAUUUAAUGCCUUCAGGGUUAGAUUAGAUACAUGUUAGUGGCAAAAUGCCAGUUACCAUUUUAGUGGGGCUUUUGCCUUUCAACCCUUUGCCCUAGUGACCAGACGACAUUUUUCUUAGAGUUUCCUGUAGCAUAUUUCUGCUAUUUUAUUUAUGUAUUUAUUUUUAAAAGUUUUUUUUUUUUUUUUUUGGCUGCCCCAUGGUAUGGAGUUUCCAGGUGAGGGAUCAGAUCCAGUUGCACGCUACACCACAGCUGGGGCAAAGCAGGAUCCUAAACCUAUUGUUCUGGGCCCAAUAUCGAACCGGUGUCCCAUCGCUCCAGAGAUGCCACUGAUCCUGUUGCACCAGGGCCGAACUUCAACUUUUACUAUUUAAAAAUUUCCAAAAAGGAGUUCCUGUUAUGGCUCAGUGGUAAUGAACCCAACUAGUAUACAUGAAGACUGGGGUUCAGUCCCUGGCUUUACUCAGUGGGUUAAGGAUCUGGCUUUGCUGUUAGCUGUGAUGUAGGUUGAAGACAUGGCUCGGAUCUGGCGUUGCUGUGGCUGUGUGUAGGCCAGCACCUGUAGCUCCAAUUCGACCCCUAGCCUGGGAGCUUCCAUAUGCCAUGGGUGUGACCUAAGAAAAAAAGAAAAAAAAAAAAAAAAAAGAAAAUCCAAACAUGUGAAAACAUACGCCAGGGAUCAGAGUAUCAGCCUGGGAUUAAUGGACCAGCCAGUCAGAAACUACUUGAGUGAAUCAGAUGGGGUUCUACUCAUCUCUAAAGGAUUCCAAAGGAAGCUCACAUUCCCAGCAGGAAGGUGAGCAACACACUUUUAGCACAGGCAAGGGUACAAGCUUCUGGAUCUAAAACUCUCACAAGGACACACAAUUACAUAAGAUAAUGCCCAUAGAGGAAGGCAGAUCUUUUUUUUUUUUUUUUUUUUUUCCAACUAAGUGAUCAUUCUUCAGCUCUCAACUGUUCUUUGGGUAAAAAGCCAAAGUAGGGCAUCUUGGUACAAUUCUCCACUGGGUGGCUGUUUAUCUUCUGCCACUGUUUCCUACUAUCUCCAUCAGAGUCCUUGCCCCAGAGGUCAUACGGUAUCUUGCUUAAUCCUGAAAUUAAUAAAUCUGUGCAGAUGGGAGGAUUGUUGGAAUAGAUCCAGAUUAGGAGACAUGCAGAAUGGGUGCAGCCUGGACUGGCCUGGAGGAGGAAUGAGAUUCCACAAAGUCUGACAUCAUUUGCAAGUGAACAUGUCUGGUGGUAUUUUGCAGUCUGGAAGCAUGCAUUUCUGCUUUCCAUAAAGAAUGCGUUCCAAAAGCAGUGACAUGGAGGGCUCAGCCCGAAAGCAACUUCCAAGACAGAGUAAAGACGACAGUUUCCAAGGACCUGAGGACAUGAAGCAGAGACACAGAGACAAAGAGCCCACCAGUGAGUCAGAUGCAAUCCUUCCAUAUCCUAAGUCACACAGUGGUAACAGCCACCAAGGAGAAGACCUCUCAAGAGAUGACUUAUUAUUUCUUCUCAGCAUUCUGGAGGGAGAACUGCAGGCUCGAGAUGAAGUCAUAGGAAUUUUAAAGGCUGAAAAAAUGGACUUGGCUUUGCUGGAAGCUCAGUAUGGGUUUGUCACUCCAAAAAAGGUGCUAGAAGCUCUUCAGCGAGAUGCUUUUCAAGCAAAAGCUGACCCUUGGCAGGAGGACAUCUAUGAGAAACCAAUGAAUGAGCUGGACAAAGUUGUGGAAAAACAUAAAGAAUCUCACAGACGAAUCCUGGGACAGCUUUUAAUGGUGGAAAAAUCUCACAGGCAAACCAUAUUAGAGUUGGAGGAAGAAAAGAGAAAACAUAAAGAAUACAUGGAGAAGAAUGAUGAAUUCAUAAGCUUGCUAGAACAGGAAUGUGUAAGAUUGAAAAGGUUGAUUGACCAAGAAACUGAGUCCCAGGAGAAGAAGGAACAAGAAAAAGAGAAGAAGGUCACUGCCCUGAAAGAGGAGUUGACCAAACUGAAGUCUUUUGCUUUGAUGGUGGUGGAUGAACAACAAAGGCUGACAGCACAGCUUGCCCUUCAAAGGCAGAAAAUUCAAGACCUAACCACAAGUGCAAAGGAAACACAUGCUAAACUAGCCCUUGCUGAAGCCAGAGUUCAGGAAGAAGAGCAGAAGGCAACCAGACUAGAGAACGAACUGCAAACGCAAACCACAAAAUUUCACCAGAACCAAGAAACAAUUAUGGCAAAGCUCACCAAUGAGGAUGGCCAAAAUCGCCAGCUUCGACAAAAGCUGGCAGCUCUUAGCCGGCAAAUUGAUGAGUUAGAAGAGACAAACAGGUCUUUACGAAAAGCAGAAGAGGAGCUGCAAGAUAUAAAAGAAAAAGUCAACAAGGGAGAAUAUGGAAACUCCAGUGUCAUGGCUGAGGUGGAGGAGCUCAGGAAACGUGUCCUAGAGAUGGAAGGGAAAGAUGAAGAACUCAUAAAAAUGGAGGAACAGUGCAGAGAUCUCAAUAAGAGGCUGGAAAAGGAAACAACACAGAGUAAAGACUUUAAACUAGAGGUUGAGAAACUCAAUAAAAGAAUUAUGGCUCUGGAAAAAUUGGAAGAUGCUUUCAACAAAAGCAAACAAGAAUGUUAUUCUCUGAAAUGCAAUUUAGAAAAAGAAAGGAUGACUACAAAGCAGUUGUCUCAGGAACUGGAGAGUUUAAAGAUAAGGCUUAAAGAACUAGAAACCAUUGAAAGUCGUCUAGAAAAGACAGAGUUCACCCUAAAAGAAGAUUUAACUAAACUGAAAACAUUAACUGUGAUGUUGGUUGAUGAACGGAAAACAAUGAGUGAAAAACUAAAGCAAACAGAAGAUAAGUUACAAGCUGCUGCUUCUCAGCUUCAAGUGGAGCAAAGUAAAGUGACAACAGUUACUGAGAAGUUAAUUGAGGAAACAAAACGAGCACUGAAGUCCAAAACCGAUGUGGAAGAAAAAAUGUACAGUGUAACCAAAGAACGAGAUGAUCUAAAAAACAAACUGAAAGCAGAAGAGGAGAAAGGAAGUGAUCUCCUGUCCAAAGUUAACAUGUUGAAAAAUAGGCUUCAAUCAUUGGAAGCAAUUGAGAAAGACUUCCAAAAAACCAAAUUAAAUCAAGAUUCUAGUAAGUCCACAACAGUAUUACACCAAGAAAACAAUAAGAUUAAAGAGCUCUCUCAAGAAGUGGAAAGACUGAAACUGAAGCUAAAGGAUAUGAAAGCCAUUGAGGAUGACCUCAUGAAAACUGAAGAUGAAUAUGAAACUCUAGAACGAAGGUAUGCUAAUGAACGAGACAAAGCUCAGUUUUUAUCUGAAGAGUUGGAGCAUGUUAAAAUGGAACUUGCCAAGUACAAGUUAGCAGAAAAGACAGAGUCUAGCCAUGAACAAUGGCUUUUCAAAAGGCUUCAAGAAGAAGAAGCUAAAUCAGGGCACCUCUCAAAAGAAGUGGAUGCACUUAAAGAGAAAAUUCAUGAAUACAUGGCAACCGAGGACCUGAUAUGUCACCUCCAGGGAGAUCAUUCUCUUUUGCAAAAGAAACUCAAUCAACAAGAAAACAGGAACAGAGAUUUAGGAAGAGAGAUUGAAAACCUCACUAAAGAGUUAGAGCGAUACCGUCAUUUCAGUAAGAGCCUUCGGCCCAGUCUGAAUGGAAGAAGAAUAUCUGACCCUCAAGUAUUUUCUAAGGAAGUUCAAACAGAAGCAGUAGACAAUGAGCCACCUGAUUACAAGAGUCUCAUUCCUCUGGAACGAGCAGUCAUCAAUGGUCAGUUAUAUGAGGAGAGUGAGGACCAGGAAGAUGAUCCUAAUGAUGAGGAAUCUGUACUGUCCUUCAAAUGCAACUCAUCUACUCCCUGUCCUGUUAACAGGAAGCUAUGGAUUCCUUGGAUGAAGUCCAAGGAGGGCCAUCCUCAGAAUGGAAAAAUACAAACUAAACCCAAUGGCAACUUCGUGCAACCUGGGGAUCUAGUACUAAGCCACACACCUGGGCAGCCACUUCAUAUAAAGGUUACCCCAGACCACGUCCAGAACACAGCCACUCUUGAAAUAACAAGUCCGACCACAGAGAGUCCUCACUCUUACACAAGCACUGCAGUGAUACCAAACUGUGGCACCCCAAAGCAAAGGAUAACCAUCCUCCAAAAUGCUUCCAUAACACCAGUGAAAUCCAAAACCUCUGCUGAAGGCCUUAUGAAUUUAGAGCAAGGCAUGUCCCCGGUUACCAUGGCAGCCUUUGCCAGGGCACAGACACCAGAGUCUUGUGGUUCCAUAACUCCAGAAAGAACAAUGUCACCUAUUCAAGUUUUGGCUGUUACUGGUUCAGUUAGCUCCCCUGAGCAGGGGCGCUCUCCAGAGCCAAUAGAAAUCAGUGCCAAGCACGCGAUUUUCAGAGUCUCCCCUGACCGGCAGUCAUCAUGGCAGUUUCAGCGUUCAAAUAGUAACAGUUCAAGUGUGAUAACUACUGAGGAUAAUAAAAUCCACAUUCACUUAGGAAGUCCUUACAUGCAAGCUGUAGCCAGCCCCGUGAGACCUGCUAGCCCUUCAACACCACUGCAGGAUAACCGAACUCAAGGCUUAACUAAUGGGGCACUAAACAAAACAACCAAUAAAGUCACCAGCAGUAUUACUAUCACACCAACAGCUACACCUCUUCCUCGACAAUCACAAAUUACAAUCAAGGAGGCAUGCAAACAGAGAACCCCAACACGGAUCCCUAAGCCAAAAUCUACAGGCAUCACUAAGCUUUCCCCUAAGGUUCUUCAAAGGCCUAUGGAUAAGACUAUUCACCAUACUGGCUGUGGGAAACUACACAUCAUAAGGACUGUCACUUCUAAUACUUUCCUCCACAUGGGAGGGAAAAGGUAAGUCAUGCCAAUGCACUGCCAGGAUACACUCACCUACAGAAAUAUCUGGAAAGCUGGAAUUACCAGUGCGGAAGGAUAAAGAGGAAGGGCUAUCUCUCCAGGAAAUGAUGAAGCAGCAAACAGACAAAUGGUUCACUCACAGGUUCCUGGACCUGGUGAAUAUCAUCCUGAAAGACUAGCACAUCUACAAUUAUUUUACCUAUAUAUGUAUAUGCUUAUAUAUACCAUCACCGGCCCAGACAUAUACUCCAAAUCCUCCCAAUUCCACAUCCUCCUUGUAAUCCAACCCAAGGCUGGACUACCUACCAUUAGCCUGGGAUAGGACUGAAUUCAUUAGAUAGUUUUCUGGUAAACCUAGAAGUAAUUCUUCAUUUUAUAGAACUUUGCCAAGAAGAUAUAAUAGCAAGAAUUCCUAAUCUGCUUCAAGAAAGAUGACUCUCGUCAAAAUUGAAGGACGAUUAAAAUCAUAUGUUAAGAUCUAAAAAUAUGACUUCUUUAUGGACAGGGGUGAGGGGGAGAUUGGUAUCUUAGUUAUAAGUAGAAAAGAAACAACAAGAGUGAGUAAUAGCUAAACACAUCCUUUGCAUGGCCUACCUGAUAAUCGCUGGUGCAAGUUUGGCUGCUGGCACUCAGUCUUCUGUCCCAUUUUUCCUAGGAGGUUGCCCCUCCUGUAUCUACUAGCAAUGGAAUCUCAUUGCUAGGCUUGUAAAACAAACCAUAUUAGAUUGAUAUUGCUGCUUUUCUAUAGUAAUCAGGACACUUGAGAAUCAAAGGUCACUAAUAAUGAAAUCUUUGAGAUUUCAUUAUGAGAUCACUGUCUUGAAUUUUUAAAAAAAGACAAUAAUUAUCACCUCAUACAGCAUUCUUUAAUCAUAUCUCUUCCCUGAAUCAAUGCUACAGAAAAAUCAGUUGAUUCAACAAAAGCUUGGGAUCAGGAAACUCAAAUUCUAAUCCAAGCUUUUCACUCAUUUGACAUUGAGCAUUAGUCUAUGCCUUGAGUUUCUAGUAUGCAAAACCGAAGAGCUAAAUAAUUCUUCAGGUCCCUUCCAGUCCUGAUAAUCCAUGAGUAUGUCCAACAGAAAAAAACUGAAUUCAGUCAUCUCCAAGGUGGAGUUUAGUCCCCUGGCAGUAAGCUAAAGCAGUUCUUUUCAUCACACUAAAAACUCACUGAAUCAAGAGAAAGCUGUGUCUGUAAUCUAGUGUAGACAGAGUAACACAAUGACAUUUUAAGAUACGGUAUUUUUGACAUAAGAGACAGUUAUAUCUCACAAAGAUUCAGCGAGGGAAAAAAAAAAAAGUCUACAAAGAGCAUGACUCAAUGUUUUCUGUGAUUUUGCACCAAGAACUGGAGGCAAAAUCCUAGAGGAAAUGCUCCUCGCUAGGGACAGUGCUUUAGCUGGCUGUCCUGGGAUGGAGUCAGCAGGGCAGGAACAAGGGAACUGCCAUUCUCCACAUUCAUCCAGGCAAACUAGCUUCAAUGCACUGAUGCCACUAUACAAAUGUCCCUGGGACCCACUUCAAUGUCAAGGAGGAGAAGAAGGAACUGGGAAUCUGGGUAGUAUUGAGCUAUCAAUGCAAACCAAAGAGAGGAAUGAUGUGCAGCAGUCUCAGCAGAUAAGUGGAAGAGGGAGAAUGUAGGAAGACUGGGUGAAAUAAAAACCCAAAGUGGGAGUUCCCCUUGUGGCUCAGCAGAUUAAAGACCUGAUGUUGUCUCCAUGAGGAUGUGGGUUUGAUUCCCGGCCUCAGUCAGUGGGUUAAGGACUCGGUGUUACCGUAAGUUUAAGUCACAGAUGUGGCUUAGAUCUGGUGUUGGCAUGGCUGUGGUGUAGGCCUCAGCUGCAGCUCCAAUUUGACCCCUAGCAUGGGAACUUCCAUAUGCUUCAGAUGCAGCAAUAAACAGAAAAACAAAAACAAAAACAAAAAACCCCAAAGUGGAAAAGUCUAAGUUAAAGGAAAGCAGUAAGAGAAUAAUGGAAAGAGCAGACUACAAAAGAAGAUGAUCAGAAGUUCCCAUUGUGGUGCAGCAGAAAUGAAUCCAAUUAGUAUCCGUGAGGAUGCAGGUUUGAUCCCUGGCCCUACUCAGUGGUUUGGGGAUCCGGCAUUGCCAUGAGCUGUCGGAUCACAUACUGCUGUGCUGUCGUUAUGGCACAGGGCAGCAGCUACAGCUCCGAUUCGCCCCCUAGCCUGGGAACUUCCAUAUGCCGUGGGUUUCACCCUAAAAAGAAAAAGAAAAGAAGAUGAUGAUGCUCUGACACAAAAAUAACACAAGAGAGACAGUUCAGAGGGAAAUACAGGGCAGUAGGACAGUAACCGGUGGAUGGUGCAGUGGGAAAAUGUGUAAGGUGCUUAGGGCUGUGCCUGAUAUUAGCAGGUAAUCUUAAGUGAACAGAGAAUGAGGGAGAGAAGGGCCAUUCAGUCAAGACAUAAGUGAGAAAAUGUGCUAAGAGACAGCAAUGGUAUAUGAUAGGAUAAGGAAAAGCAUUCAUGCUGGGUAACACUUAACACUGAUAAUUAUGCUGAUGAAAAGAAAAAACACUGAUAAUUAUGCUGAUGAAAAGAAAAAACACUGAACCACCUGGGGUGGAAACCAAACAGACUGAAAAAAUCAUGAAACAAAAGAGGAAAAACAGGCACCAGCAAUACUCCAAGAAAAACACAAAGCCCUGGAAAUGUUUUACCUUGAAGAUAAGCACAAAAUAUGUUGCAUGUUUUCAAAAUUGCUUUCUCCUAUGUUAGGAGACUUCCUAAAGUACAUUUUCAUGCCAAGCCAGCACAAGUUCAAGAGUAAGCAAGAUAAGAGGGACAAGAUACUGUACAAAGAACUAAAAAAAAAAAGUAUAGGAAAAUAGCAACACUUCUAUGGCAAGGAGCAGAAACCCAUCUUUAAAUGGUAAUACAGUUCUAAUUCCACUAAGACAAAAGCCUUUAACAAAAUCUAGUCUAACAAAAGGAUUACUAACCAAAAAUCAUGCUUAUUUUAAAUCAAUAUAUUAUACCAUUAAAAAUACAUAAACAAUUUAGAAUUGGAAAUAAUAUUUUAAGUUUAGAAAAAUGCUGUUUGACCUAUAUAACACAACCAAAACAUAAAGAAUUUGCUUCCUAAGCAUAACCCUGCUUCUGCAGAAAUGUGGUCCCUCCGAAGAACGAGAAGAAUAAAAGAAGCUAUCCUAAUAAUUCUAGUGAUUUCAUUCAGUUAAUUUUUAAAAGGAAACAGAUAAAAAUCUAAGUGAAUAAAAACACAUUCAAACUGUAACAAAAACUUUAAUAACCUGAUACUUGUAUGGUAUGCUGGAGUCUUUCCUCAUUCCUUUAUUAGCUUCAAUGACUUCUGAACUAAUCUUUUAGCUUUUUAGAAUAAAGUAUCUGAUUUCAGGAUGAAUGGGCUGAUCUAAUAUAUGAUAAUUAUGGACGAGUAAUGAAGUAGUUGAUAUAAUAGAGUAAUUCUCUCAGGGGUGUUUUUCAAAUUCCUGCUUUUGAGGACAUGGGACAUAACACUUGAGGUCUGACACUGAGUCUGGCCCAGUCUUUCUGUAUGUCCUGGAAGUUAAGAAUGGUUUUACAUUUUUAAAUAGAAAAAAAAGCCAAAAGAAUAUUUUGUGAAAUAUGAAUAUUACAUGAAAAUUCAAAUUUCAUUAUCUAUAUAAGUUCUAUUGGAACACAGCCACACUCAUUUGCUUACAUAUUUAUUAUGUGAUUGUUUUUAUGCAAUAACAGCAGAGCUGAGUGAAUAGUUGUGACACAGACUAGCCAACAUAGCCUAAAAUAUUUACUAUCUGGCUUUUCACAAAUAAGUUUCCUGACCUCUGGCCUACUGUGAACUAGACUGAUAACAAGGAACUCAAGAAUAAGAACUUAAGAAGAGCUUAAUUAACUGAUUUUUAAAAGCAAUGUAAGAAUGCAGUUAAGAAUUCUAUGAAAGCUGAUGAAAAUGGGGAAACUAUAUUUCGAGCUGUUUGUUGAUAUAUUUAGUAAAAUGUAUAUAAUUCUAUGAAUGCACUAGUGUUCAACUAAAGAACGUCAGAUAAAAACAGGUCAAAGGAUUUAUUUGUGCCACAAUAUAAUGUAGUGUAUAACUGUUGAAUCUGAGUAGGGGAAAUGGAAGUAUUUCUAUGCCUUACAAAUUCCUGGCAUUUUUCAAGACAUGUUAUUUGGAGAAAGAGGUGUAAAUGUGUCCUUUAUACAUUCAUAAUUGCUGUCAAGAACCACUUGUUUAAUCAUUUGCAAGAAUCAUAGAAAUUGUAUAAAGCAAAACUUAGGCCUUUUGUUACACAGCCUUCAAGUAGAGAACAAAAAUGUUGUGUACACUUUCUCUUCUUUCCUUCCUCUCAUCUUUUAAAAUUUAUCCUAACUUUGUUUUUUGCUUUUGAACAUCUGUCUUGAGAUAAUAUUACUUCCAUUUUGAAUGAACCACAUCAAUGUAUACACCCUUUAAUGUAAGCAGAUUAUGUUUUCCCUCUAAUUUCACUACAGGGCCUGAAAUAGGGCCAAGCAUGAGACCUCAAUAAAUGAUUUUGAAAAUGACAUGCUCUGAAGUUGACCUCUUGUUGUAUGUUAUAAACAUCUACUGUAAAUAUUCCAAGUUAAAUUUUAUAUGUAGAGGCAACGAUUUACAACAUCUACUAUACAUGGCUGCCUAUAGGUAAAAUUAGUGCUAUAGACUAUUCUCAAAGUCCA